This is a messenger RNA of Striga asiatica, 3242 nucleotides long. NCBI's taxonomy places the organism in Eukaryota, Viridiplantae, Streptophyta, Magnoliopsida, Lamiales, Orobanchaceae. The record is from the annotation of a GenBank genome assembly.
AUGGAAAACGAUGAUGGCUGGCUGGCCAUCGACAAACUAGAGCACCUCCUUUUCUGCUUCUUCAUUUCCAUCGUCUUCUCCCUUCUUGCGUCCAAGGCCCGAUACGCAUUCAUCCGCCGCCGCAGCAUUUUGUUCGGAUCCAUCGUCUCCUUCGCUGCCGGAGUCGCCAAGGAGUUCGCCGACGAACUGGGCUUUUUUCAAUCAUCUGGAGCCUCCUUCAAGGACGCUGUCGCCGAUCUCGUCGGCAUUCUAGUCUCCGCCGUGGUGCUUUACUUGUAUAACGACAAGAUAUCAUUUCGCCGCGUCAGAUCCGACGAUCCGGAUCAUACCCGGGUGCUCGACUUGGUUCGUUUUCUGAAGCUUCGUGCAGCUAAUGCUUCUCAUGUGGGUCGACACCUUCAUUCACUUAAGUGCAUAGAAGGCAUGAGGUUGGUAGCUUAUGACGAGGUCGUCAAAAGAAAUGAACUAUCACUUCCAACUGGUACAUAAACUUGAAUCCGAUGUAUUGGCAAUGGUUAUACAUUUGGAAGAAGAGAAUGUUCAUAAACUUGAAGCAUGGAGGCCAAUUGGAGAAAGUGUUAUUGGUUUUAUCUUAUAACGAAGAAUCAAGCAAAUAGAAGUAGGGAUGGUAUUGGUGGAAGUAAAUGUCCGAUAUUUUUUUAAUCCAGUUAUUGAUAUUCUUUUAAUAGGAGGGACCACAUCCGAUUUUUUUUGGUGUUUUGCACAAUUAUUUGUGUCUUUUAGAUGAGACUAUAAAUAGGACUUUCUAAGCUCGAUUUUUACAGCUUUGGAUGAACCUUCUUCUGUAAGAAAACUUUGAGAGCUCUCUUCAUAUUGAUUUUGUGUUUAAGUGAUCCUUAUGCACUUGUAUCAAUCUCAAAUCGGGUCUUUGGUUAAUCCUUUGGUUCGUGGCUUCUCGAACCCUAUCGGAGUUUCUAGCCUAUUGUUUGAUUCUCGUUUGGUUUAGAGGUGUUGGGUCUUAGCCAAGAGCUUUGGUUCUCAUCCGAUCGAUUUUGAAUUGAAACUAGUGUUAUUGUUUAAUCGUGUUCUUGGGUUUGUUUUUAUUGAAUUAUGAUGGUUUUCAAUCCGAGAAAAUCCUUGUUCUUCUCCUUGGCUGUGUCAUACAAAUUUUGGUAAUCAGAGCUCGGCUCUUUGGAAUUCCUAUUUCGAAGUUUGAUCGAGUUUGUUCUUCAUUUCUUUGUCUGCGCCGAAAAUUGUUCGGAGUAAUUAUCAGUGUGUUUAUUGGAAUGAGCUGAAACUUGUACACAACCAUAUAAACACCUUUAAGUAUCUUGUGUUAAUUUGGAGCUCAUUUGGUUUACUAAUUAUUAUCUGCAAAUCAGUUUUGAAUUGUGUUAUGUAGAAAACUGUUUUGUGUGUUUCUCGAUCUGUGGUUGUCGGAUUGAUCUAAAAUUUGAACAUGUGAUCAUAUACAUCUUGAAGAUUGUUGUGUUAAAAAUUGAUCUGAUGUGGAAUUCAUUUGAUUAUCCGAUCAGCUUUGCAUAUUAGUUGGUGUAUUCUUGUUCACCUUAUUUUUUUGGUUACUUUUGGCAUUUGUCACUAGGGUAAUUCUACUGUCAGGUACCCCUCGUACAUGCCUCGUACAUGCAUAACAACAGGUAUGUCUCAAAUAAAUGCCAAGUGUCGCUAAUGAUUUGUGUAAAUACUAAAAUACCCUUACUUAAAAAAACUUUUAAUAAAUUUACAUAAAAGAUCUUUAAAUAUUUCAUUCUUAACAUUCACACUGUACAUAAUUACAUAUCUCAAUUAAACCACCGACUAUUCUAAAAUUACAUUUCAUUUUAUUUACUCAAAUUUCUCUUCUUCUUUUUUGUUCUCGACAGAGGAUUCAUUAUUUUCUCAUGCCCUAACUUCUACCCAUGUUAAACCUCUCGGACCGAUCGCCGAAGAAAAAUUUGAGUAACCCUCCAAUCGCCGCUCUCCCAGUUGAAUCUAACUGCCGUUAUAGCGAAUUCGGGCCCAACGUUGGGAUUUCUAGGCCGCCGUGGACGAGUUGGAAAUCGGCAGGAAGCUCUGGCGGGAGCUCGAGUUAGCCGCAAAAAUUGGCAACAAUCGGGUGUUCGGCAGGAAGGGGAGUACCAACAUGAACAACGGCCAUGAAGAUGGAGAUGAGCGGGUCAAAAUUCUCCGAUCUGACUGUAAUCCGGCGACCUCCGACCUUUCGCCGCCGGCUGAUGCUUUUCUCAGAGCCGCUGUCUCCCUCAAAGAUCAGGUCUCUUUUGACAUACUCUGCGCUGGCUGAUGAAUUGCUGUGAGUUUCCUAGUUCUUCUAGGUUGCGUAUUUGUGGGCCCAACCUUUGAUUGGAGCAUCUCAACAUUGAUGACUGCAUUGGGGUGCAGCAGAUCAAGCUGUGUGCCAGCAAUCUUGUUACAUUUGAGUUCCGGAGCCGUAAAGUACUGGUUGAGGUCAUAUUCGACCAUGUCCCUCGUCUGCAGAGCAUUUAUUAUGAUGGAUUUUAACGAGACAUUAUGUAUCACGUUCGUGUUAGGAUGUCCUUUGUAUUGCCUCCCAAUCAGCUCAAGUCGUUAACUUUGGAUACCGCAUAUGAUAUUUAUCAGGUUAGCACGCCUGGUCGGAUUAACACAUACAGUAAUCUUAGACAAUUAAGGUUACGGAUUUCUCGUACAGCCUACACGAGUAUGCUUCUGGGGAUAAUUCCAUUUUCGCAGAGUUGCCCACUCUUACUUGAGUUUCACUUGGAUACUGAAUUUGUGAAAGGUGAUGGCCCUAAAGCAAUGAGGCCACAGACAGCAGAAACUCAUUCCCAGUUGAAAAAAGUGGAAAUAACAGGAUUUUGUGGAUUUAGAAAUGAAAUCGACUUUGCACUUUACAUACUCGAAAAUGCAAUCUGUCUGGAGCAAAUGCAGAAAAGCCGGUGUCCCAAGUGGCACAUUGGGUUUGACAGGCCUCGGUGGAGUCAACAGACGCGGGAAAACAUCUACCAACAGUUGCAAGGCCGAGCGCUUUCAGAGACCGCACGCGUAAUUAUUCGACAUUCUCCAACAUAUGAUGAUACUUGGUCGAAACGCGAGACUGAUUAUGAUACUCAUUUUCUUUGAUUAAAAAGGUUAACUUUCAUAGUGCAAAUGUAGCAAAAUCCUAGAGGUGAGAUAGUCUAGCUUAUAGUAUUUCUUAGAAGAGGUAGUUGUGUUGUUUAACAUAUCAGUUAUGAAUCCUUUUUAUUUAAGGUUUUUGUUUAAAAUCCGAACACACGUCAUAU